AUGAUCAAAUUCACCAUCGCAAAUCUCAUCAACAUCAAGUAUGUGUUCGCCAUGGUAGCAAUUCUUAUUUUCACUUGCUUGGCAAUCGGUUUAUCUGUCGAUGAAUGCGGUUGCAUUUUCUCUACUAAUUGCCGGUUAAACAACUACAUCUAUGAACAAAUGACUGGCCUCAUGGCCACAUCCCUUACACUAUUCAUGGUUGGCGCUAUCAUCUCCAUUGCAGCCGUCUUCAAUUGGAAUAGAUGGGUCACCAUUGGUAAUUUCAUAGUAAUUCUACUUGGCGCCAUUUUUAUGCUCGCUGCUCUUGCCAUCUUCUAUCGGGAUUUCCACUUCUGGGCCACUCUUAUGGGUGGAAUCGCAAUGACCUUGUCGUUUGAGACUGCUGCCUUUUUGCUCAUUGACCUGUUGACGAAGGGAACGGUUGUGGUUGUACGGGAAACACUUCCACAAUAA
Molecule: messenger RNA, 453 nt
Organism: Rodentolepis nana
Lineage: Eukaryota; Metazoa; Platyhelminthes; Cestoda; Cyclophyllidea; Hymenolepididae
Source: the annotation of a GenBank genome assembly